UUCGCCAUGAGGGACAAGUCAUCGGGGGACAGGCACAGUUGGGUGUCGAACGCCUAAGGAAGAGGACGCUGCGAUCUCCUUUCCAGCCCAAGAAGUGAUGUUGAGGCCCAGGGUGAGCGUGGUGUUCCCCGUGGCCGCGGCGGUGCUCCUUCUUCCUGCCCUGUCUCGAGGACACGGAACUCAAGAUGUCUCCCUUCGGCCCCUCCUGCCCAGCCAUGCCCUCGGUGCCAACGACAGCAGUGCACUCCCUCCACACGUGUCGAGCCGCCUGGGGAGUCGCCGGGGGGGAGAGAUCGAGUUGCUCCUCCCCCCGGGGUCGUCAGCGGAAGGGCGUGAGCGGGAGGCGACGAGGCGGCAGAGGGCGAAGACGAAGAAGCUGCUGAGAGGUCACGUGAUGUCUAUUGUCCUCAAGCACCGCCUCCCCUACGUCUCCCUGAAGCUGGACGGCCGCAGGGUCCUCGGCUCUUCCGGAAUCCUUAUCGAGCUCCUGCACAGCCUCACGCGGAUGUACAACUUCACGUACACGCUGAAGCUACCUGAUGACGGCCAGUGGGGGUCAGUCAGCAGCGACGGCAGGUGGAACGGCAUGGUGGGGGAGGUGCAUCGCUACGAGGUGGAGAUGGCCCUGGGUCCCACGUCCAUCACGGAGGAGCGGGAGAAGGCCAUCGAUUUCACCACGCCCUUCGACUUCGAGCCCUGGGAUAUCAUGAUUCCUGCCGCGGGGGAGAACGUCGAUUUGGCCACCUUCCUCAUGCCGUUCGAGGGGCUGGUGUGGGCUGCCGUGGUUGCCUCCUGGGUGAUCGUGGGCUGCCUGGCUGUGCUCCUUCUUCACCCACUCGCCGGGGUCGCCGGGGCCGCCCUCUACCCCCACACCCGCACCCAUGCCGCCCGCGCCCCACGCCAAGCCUCGCUCCUCCGCACCCUCCUCGAUUCCCUGGGCUCCCUCACCGCCCAGAGCGUGAGUCGGCCGCAGACGGAGGCCACGCGGGUGCUGGCUGCGUGGUGGUGGGUGUUCAGCGUCAUCACCAUCGCCUCCUACAGCAGCAAGCUCAUCUCUUCCAUCACCGUCCGCUUCAGCAGCCCCGCCAUCACCUCCAUGCUGCAGAUGGUGGAGACGAGACCCAUGCUGUGGACCUACCAGGCGAACAGCGCGAUGGAGGAGCUGUUUAAGUAUUCGGAGCCUGACAGCAUGUUCGGCAAGGUAGGCGGCCUGCACCGGGAGACGAGUGACCUGCUCGUGUACAGCUUCGAAGGGGGCGUACAGGCCGUGCUGAAGGACAAACUGGCCUACGUGGAGGACGCGUCGCUCCUGGAGAUGGCGAUAGCGAGCGACCUGGCGAUCCACGGGUCCUGCAGGAUGAGUCUCGUCAACGACCACUUCUUCUCCACGCGCUUCGGCAUGAUCCUACAGAGAGGCUCCCCCUACCGAGACGCCUUCAGCCUGGACAUCCUCCAGUUCAUCGACACGGGGCUGAUGGACGCCUGGAAGAAGCGGUUCUGGCCGGUGGCGAGUCGCUGCAUCAGUAGCACCAAGAAGCGGCCAGUCAGGUCACUUAAUCUGCUCGACACUUCCGGUACGCUCCUGCUCUUCCUCGGGGGCGUCUCGCUCUCCUGCUGCGUCCUGCUGCUGGAGAUCCUGCUUGGGCAGUGGCGUGGCAGCAAGUUCGCCCAAGGAGGAUAGAUUUCAACUGGCUACAUAAGGAUUGACAAGGAUAUAAGACGAUUACAAGAAGGCGCGACCCUGAGACCUCAUCAUUAGUGCCUACUUUGGAAGACGAAGUGGAGGUGUUGUGUGAGGAAUUAAAGUUUUGUUCCUUACUUCGUUUAUUCAUUCCAAAUUUAUGUGUAAAAGAUGUUCCGUGUGUUGUUUAUAUGAUUUGUGUCGGUGCAGAGGAUAAACGGAGAGAAAAUGAGACUGAUUUGAGGGUAACUAUUUCCAGAGACCACAAAGGAGGCUAAUCGAGUCCUCAUGAGUGUUUCUUUAGGUUCAUGGUACAGAAGAAGGGCCAGACUACCACCAGGGUCAUAAAGGUACCCCUCUCAGUGCCUACAACUCUCACGAAAGCCUUGCCAAAUGUGUGU
Eriocheir sinensis (Chinese mitten crab) is the source of this 2082-nucleotide messenger RNA. Its product is annotated as glutamate receptor ionotropic, delta-2-like. NCBI's taxonomy places the organism in Eukaryota, Metazoa, Arthropoda, Malacostraca, Decapoda, Varunidae. Gene Ontology annotation, molecular function: glutamate-gated receptor activity. The transcript is spliced from 11 exons. Gene Ontology annotation, biological process: monoatomic ion transport. The record is from RefSeq and is a predicted model, not a curated record. Gene Ontology annotation, cellular component: membrane. Bases 98 to 1681 code for a protein of 527 amino acids.